AUGUCCUACUAUGACAUUGACUCCAUAUUGACUGACGCACAAAAACUGCCAUGUACAUUUGAGCUUGAAGUACCCGGUCUGGGGAUUUUGGAGGGCAAUGCGGGUGAAGAUAUCAAAGCCGGAACCCGGAUUGACCUUCCAUUAUGGCUAGGUGAAAUGCUCUCGAUCGGAGCACGACUAGGAACGUCGCGUCUGGUUACGCUCGACAUGCCCGAUGCUCUUUCGGAGCGCGUGAUGAAUGCAUUGAAAGCCGAUCCCCGUACACUCGAUCUGCGCGCAUUGGCACCACACUUCUACAAUCUAAGCGAACGGAUUCUAGAACUGUUCGAAGAAGAAGAAAUGGUGGAUGUUCUGAGUGACACAUUCAAGAAACGGGCAGCAGAAAUCGCCGACCACGCGCACAACUCCCGCGGUGCGGUCGGCGAUGGCGUGGAUUUCCUUCGCGGGUUGGAUGAGACUGAGCGACAAUUAUUCCGUGCUGCCCAUGACCGGGCUAAGGAAAUGCGGAUUUGGUCUGGAGAGGCUAAGCGGAAAUGA
Messenger RNA from Penicillium soppii, 537 nucleotides. It is a transcript of the gene psf3, whose product is annotated as DNA replication protein PSF3. Gene Ontology annotation, biological process: mitotic DNA replication initiation. The record is from RefSeq and is a predicted model, not a curated record. The transcript is spliced from 6 exons. Gene Ontology annotation, cellular component: GINS complex. Bases 1 to 537 code for a protein of 178 amino acids. NCBI's taxonomy places the organism in Eukaryota, Fungi, Ascomycota, Eurotiomycetes, Eurotiales, Aspergillaceae.